Messenger RNA from Prunus armeniaca (apricot), 639 nucleotides. The record is from the annotation of a GenBank genome assembly. NCBI's taxonomy places the organism in Eukaryota, Viridiplantae, Streptophyta, Magnoliopsida, Rosales, Rosaceae.
AUGAUUCGGAAUCGGCCUUCAGCCUUCGGCCAUCAGCCUUCGGCCAGUGGCACCUUCCAUCAUUCGGCGCGUGCGAUGUCUUCACAUCCCUCCAAUGAUUCGGAAUCGGUCUUCCGCCUUCGGCCAUCAGCCUUCGGCCUUCAGCCUUCGGCCAUCAACCUUCGGCCAUCAACCUUCGGCCAUUGGCACAUUCCAUCAUUCGGUGCGUGCGAUGUCUUCACAUCCCCCCAACGAUUCGGAAUCGGCCUUCAGCCUUCGGCCAUCAGCCUUCGGCCAUCGGCACAUUCCAUCAUUCGGCGCGUGCGAUGUCUUCACAUCCCCCCAAUGAUUCAGAAUCGGCCUUCAGCCUUCGGCCAUCAGCCUUCGGCCUUCAGCCUUCGGCCAUUGGCACCUUCCAUCAUUCGCGCGUGCGAAGUCUUCACAUCCCCCCCAAUGAUUAGGAAUCGACCUUCCGCCUUCGGCCAUUCAGCCUUCGGCCAUCAGCCUUCGGCCAUCGGCACCCUCCAUCAUUCGGCGCGUGCGAUGUCUUCACAUCCCCCCAAUGAUUCGAAAUCGGCCUUUAGCCUUCGGCCAUCAGCCUUCGGCCAUCGGCACCUUCCAUCAUUCGGCGCGUGCGAUGUCUUCACAUCCCCCCAAUGA